Messenger RNA from Lindgomyces ingoldianus, 297 nucleotides. RefSeq lists its product as uncharacterized. The annotation marks the transcript as partial. The record is from RefSeq and is a predicted model, not a curated record. Gene Ontology annotation, molecular function: protein dimerization activity. The transcript has 2 exons. NCBI's taxonomy places the organism in Eukaryota, Fungi, Ascomycota, Dothideomycetes, Pleosporales, Lindgomycetaceae.
AUGGCGACCAAGAAGAAGCGUGUACGGGUGUGGACACCCGAGGAUCGGGCUGCUCACCGAGUCUUCGAAAAAUCACGACGUGAAGCUUUUAAUGACAGGUUGAUAGAUCUCGCGAAGCAGAUGCCUUCGUUGGCUCGAACACGGCGACUUAACAAGCACAUGAUUGUUGAGCAAAGCAUCGCUCGACAUAUAACCCAGAGAAAAAUGUGCUUGUCUGUUGCGCAAGAGGUUCGCCAAAUUUUAACGGAACGAGAUGAACUACUCGCAGAAGUGAACCGGUGGCGAUCAGCAAACGGA